Molecule: messenger RNA, 9233 nt
Organism: Paramuricea clavata
Lineage: Eukaryota; Metazoa; Cnidaria; Anthozoa; Malacalcyonacea; Plexauridae
Source: the annotation of a GenBank genome assembly
AUGACUUCUUCAAGUGGGACAACGUUGCAGGAACUUUUCAAAGGCGAAAACAGACCUAAUAUGUUUGUAAAAUCUCCCAAGAGACAAACAAGUCAUUUGGACAUGUUAAAACGUUGCUUUUCUCAAGACUACAAAAGCGAAUUGGAAUUUCUGGGAGGAAAGCUUGCAACAUUGUGCUAUUGUGGAGCGUUUCUGAGCUUUGGCAUGUCCGAAGCGGUAAUUGGACCCACGUUACUGGAGCUGGGAUGUCAGACGGGGAAAGGAGUGAAUAGGAUUGCAUGGAUAGUGUUUACGCAAGCAUUUAGUGCAUGGUUUGGCUCACUUACUGGAGGAUUGCUAGCCGAGAGGUGAGUGAAUUAAUUUCAAAUGUCCAGUGUAGGUAGUAUUCUUUAAUAAGUUGUCGAGGUUUGUGUCUGAACUACCUGAAAAAGAUAUCUCAAACGUGGUGGUCCAGUGUAGGUAGUAUUCUUCAAUAAGCUGCCGUAGUUUGUUUCUGAACUAACUGAAAAAGAUAUCUCAAACGUGGUGGUCAAGUGUAGGUAGUAUUCUACAAUAAGCUGUCGUGGUUUGUGUCUGAACUACCUGAAAAAGAUAUCUCAAACGUGGUGGUCCAGUGUAGGUAGUAUUCUUCAAUUAGCUGUCGUGGUUUGUGUCUGAACUAGCUGAAAAAGAUAUCUCAAAUAUUUUAACCCAAUAUCUUAACCCAAUAUCUUACACAAUAAUUGCCCAUCAUUAAAGCAAUUCAAUAGAAUGACGAAACUCUUGACUUAAACCAAAACGUAUCAACAGCAAAACCACAGUAAAUGAUUGGGCAACUCGACUUUCAAGUUUGAGACAUUUAUUUCCGGUAGUUCAAACACAAACCGCAGGAGGUUAUUAAUCUGAAGAUACCUCAGCAGGAAGUCGUGUUUUGUCACUUGUUAAAUGAUUACAUUAUUUCCUUUUUUUUCACAGAUAUAACUGCAGCCGAGUGCUUGUAACAAAUGUUUUAGCUAUAAGCAUUUGUUUGGCUUUCAUCCCAGUGUGGUCAAUUUAUUACGGAAUGUUAAUCACGGUGGGAUUACUGGGAAUCAAUAUGGGGAUGAUAGAUACAGUCGCCAAUGUGAACCUAAUUAAGAUACAUGGAAGGGAGGUAGGUGAUGAAGAAAAGGUGGAAAUUGUACGCAACGAACAUUGUUGCUAUACAAAAAAAAAACGCUCCAGAUUAUUCCAGCUAUACAGGGUGUAUCAAAAUAAACGCAAUUCAUCUUUUGUGCUUAAUAACUUUCGAAAUACUAUUUCUAGUUAAACGCUUUUAGGCUUACUUCAAAGCCCGUUCUUUUCUCUUUCAAACAAACUAUUAUCCUUGUCUCCAAUGCUAGUAAUAAUUGCACAGGAAAAGAUUUAGUAAAACCUAUCAUUUUUAGUUGCUGUUUAAUUAUGCAAGUUUACUAUGUUAUUGUUUAGUCAGUUUAAAUGUUAGAAUUUUCUUCUUUAAACUUUAAUGUUGUCGUCACUACAUCUGGAAAACCACGUAAGAACAAAUUAAAAGUAUUUUAAAAGAGACCAGGUUGUUUGAAAAUCUAAACGAAUGCUAAAAAUCGUCAAAACAUUCUGGUGUCUGAGCCAGAGUGUCAUCGAAUUGCGAUGUAAUGUAAACAGAAAUUAUAGCAAGCUGAUGUCAGUCAGCUUAGAUGGUCCAAGCCAAAAUUAUAUCGCAUUUGAAGUUUCAAACUGUGUUAAAAAUAGUGGAAGAAAAGCCGUAAUUAUACUUAUUGUUACAAUCAUUUUUUUGUUUUAAUGAAAAAAUCAGUUAUUUUCAUGAGAACGAUUUGUUAUUCCAUCUCAAUUUUUUUAAUCUCCAAUCGCAAUAACGUAAAGUAUUAUUACCCGCGAACCAAUGAGUGAAAUUUAAGAAACAAUCCACUUUUAGAAAGCUGAAUGGCUACGCUUUAAAAUGAAUGUAAACUUUAACGUUUUCGUCUAUUAUUUAUUUAGCAAUUUACAUUUCGGUCGAGGAUUGCGCUUUUUUUGAUACACCCUGUAGACGAAAUCUUGAUCUAGAUAAGAAGAACGAAACCAUUACCAUAUAUAGCUGAAAAGAGCAUCUUAAAAUGAGUAAAAUUGCAAAGUUUGGUUGCGAAUUGUUGUACAAUGAGGAAAAUAUAACCCUCGGAAGUUCGCAAAUUUUGUAUAUAUUUGCAUCAUACAUGGUUAUUUUUACCACGCGUAAUACAAAUAUAUACAAAAGUUUCGAACAUCACAGAACUGUAUGCUCUUCACUGCGCAACAUUAAGCAACCAAUCUUUGCAGUUUUACUCAUUCUAAGACGCUCUUUCUAGCUGUGGUGUUGGAUUUCAUUCUUCUUGCCUUGAUCAAAAUUUAGUCCGUAGCUGCAAUCACCCAUUAAGUCUCUUGUCCGCUAGUCUCAUUUCCAGCCAUAACCCAUCCUCUUUUCCUUCAGUCCUCUAAACGAAAAUGGACUUUGUGAAUGUCUAAGAAUGACACCAAUUGUAGAUAGAUUUUGUGGAUGUAAAUCUAGAGUGUGAAUUUCAUACAAUUAUUAAGGCCCAUUUCUACUCGGGAAAAUUUUCCGCAGAAAGAAAAUUUUGUAAAAUGUGAUUGGUCGACACAAAUUUUCCGUCGGAAAAAAAUUUUGAAGUUGAAAAUUUUCAACUUUUAACAAUGAUAUUUUUGGAAAAUUUUCUGUCCGUAGAAAACUUUCUUCUUCAGUAUUAAACAAGGAAACUACCAGUAGUAGUUUUACAGCCAAAGAAAUUUGUCAAUUAAAGGCACAGUUCAGCCUUUUGAAAGAUGGUUUUUAAGGCGCAUUUCAGCCCUUUUAAUUGAAAAAACUAACUAGGAAAAUCAAUUAAGCAUAAUUCAAGAUCACCAAACUUAAUGUUUUUAACAUUUUAAAACAUUUUUAUUGUUAAAAACAUCGAGUUUACUGAUUUUGAAUUAUGCUUAAUUGAUUUUCCUAGUUAGUUUUUUCAAUUAAAAGGGCUGAAAUGCGCCUUAAAAACCAUCGUUCAAAAGGCUGAACUGUGCCUUUAAAUGUUCUCGUUAAAAAUUGUAAAAAUUUUGUGGUAUAUUACAUUUCCAAAGUUACUAACGAAAAUUUUCGUGACUUUUUACAGGUGGCGCCAAGAUUACAGGUAAGGGGAAGUUCUGAUAAUGUUAAUCUGACUCAGCAUGCCAGCUUGUGACAUCGAGUAACCAAGCAGCAGGCCUCGAAUUUAGCGGCGGCCAUGGCGGCCACUGGCCGUCGAUGCCCUGCUUGUUGGCCGCUAUGCCCUCGAAAUAUACUGAAAUCCACGGCUAGUAGUGGCCUGCCCUCAACCCCAGACUACAGUACUUAGGCUUUAGAAUACCAAGUGUAUGAUUUGUAAAAUUGGCAAUAAAUUUAAAAUAGUAUUUUAAUAAUUUAAAUGCACCUUUCCGUCAGUGUGUCUGUUGAAUCAUGUAUUAAAAUAUCCAUAGUUUUGUUUGGCAUUUUUUUUAAUAUUGUUGCUGUUCUGUAAAUUUUUCUUGUCUCAUGGAAACUCAAACGUUAUUUGAAACUUCAAAAUAGCAACUAAAUAAAAUUUUCAAACUGGCCUUGAUGCCCUGAAAAACUUAGUAACAUUCAAGGAGAAACUUAGGCUCAGAUUCCAGCCGUUGUGUUCUCACAGCUGGAAUCUGAGCCUAGGAGAAACUGGCCUUGCCUUUAUUUUUCUCAAAUUCGAGGCCUGCGCUUCAAAAGCAUUGCUCUGACACAGCACGCCUUAUUGUGAACUAAGCGUAAAUCCUGGUUUAGACUAUCAAAGUUUCUGUGAUCACAGUAGGAAUUUUGCAUUAGGUAAAUUCUAAGUUUUGAAUGAUUUGUAAGAAAUGUUUGACCAAAUUGACUUAAUGUUAAACACCGAGUUAAUUCCCUCAAACUUUUCUUACAAAUCCGUCAAAACUUAGAAUUUACCCAUGCAAAAUUCCUACUGUGAUCACAGAAACGUUGGAUUAAAAAGGAUUAAUUAAAAACACGUUCUAGAUCUCAACAAAGGCUCUGUCUCGAAACGGAAUUCAGACACAAACCACGACAACUUGAUUACUAAUAAGUUGUAGACGUUCUCUGGUCUUAAAUAUUUAUUUAGCACGAGCUCUCGACUGUCAGUCUGCAAUCUUCAACUGUUUUCUACCCGUCGAAGACUGCAGACUGGCAGUCGAAAGUUCGUACUAAAUAAAUAUUUAAAACCAGAGAACGUCUACAAACUUAUUAUGAAUGAAACCUUGGUUUCGCUUCAAACAUAUUUAAACUUCAUUACUGUAAAAAUUCAACAACAAAAAAGUUUUGCUUACAAAAAUCUUUGAACACUCCAUACAACAUCUUCUCUUAGGCUUUACAUUUCUGCUACGGCAUAGGCGCUCUACUAAGCCCUAUGAUUGUCCGUCCAUUUCUACGAGAUCAGUGCGACGGAACAGUGGUAGUUCAUAAUUCAACGAAUUCUACAAUAGAAAGAAAUCGAACAAUUUUAAACACAACGACCGUUUAUAAAGUUUCAAAAGAACCAAUCACGGUGCAGUUUGGUUAUUGGAUUAUUGCAUCAAUUCAGGUGGGCAUAGAGCGAUGAGGGUAUUUAACACCUUAAUUGCAGGUCGUAGAUGUAAUAUAAUCCUUAUAUUCGCAGCAAAUACUGGAUAACUCUAACAGUUCUCCCUUAAGAUCCAGUAAGUGUAAUCUCUUAUUGAUCCAGUGUUACUCCAGGAGGAAACCUAAACUAAACUAACUAUAUUUAUACUGGAUAGCUCUAUCAGUUCUAAACUGUUCUUCCUAGUGGUCCAGUAAGGAUCAUCUCUUAUUGAUCCAAUGUUACUACAGGAGGAAACCUAAACUAAACUAACUUUAUUUAUACUGGAUAGCUCUAUCAGUUCUAAACUGUUCUUCCUAGAGGUCCAGAAAGGAUAAUCUCUUAUUGAUCCAGUGUUACUACAGGAGGAAACCUUAACUAAACUAACUUUAUUUAUACUGGAUGGCUCUAUCAGUUCUAAAUUGUUCUUCUUAGAGGUCCAGUAAGAGUCAUCCCUUAUUGAUCCAGUGUUACUACAGGAGAAAACCUUAACUAAACUAACUUUAUUUAUACUGGAUGGCUCUAUCAGUUCUAAACUGUUCUUCCUAGAGGUCCAGUAAGAAUCUUCUCUUAUUGAUCCAGUGUUACUACAGGAGGAAACCUAAACUAAACUAAACUAAACUAAACUAACGUUAUUUAUCCUGGAUUUCAAACUUUAUCACAAUUUAAAAAGAAAAAUGCUUCUUACUUUCCACUGUAGAUCCCGAUAAUUCUUGGUCUGGUGUAUCUCAUCUUUAAACAGAAACGUCUUCGAGAAACAUUUCCUGUACCAAAUGAAGGAGAGAUUAUUUCAUUAGGAGACAACGAUUCAGAAUCGACUAGCGAGGCAAUGAAAGGUAUAAGCAUGUCUAUACUAUUUAUUCUUAUAGAGAAGAGAAUAUUGGAAUAUAUAGUAAUUACAUUGUCUCUGUUGCGCCGGGUAAAGGUGCUGUUACACUAUCCAACGAUUUGAAGUAAUGUGACAUGAGGGUACAUAUACACAAGUAAAAACGCACAAGUUGUAACAAGGUUGUUGUCAAGCCGAUAUCAGGAUGUGUUCGCACUGCUUGUACCCAGUUGUUGCAACAAGUCUGGAACAAGUUAUUAUCACCUUGUUACAAGGUUGAUGACGGUAACAGACUUGCUACAAGUUGUUCCAACAAGACUAAUACAGGCUGUUCGUAACAAGUUGCUACGAGCUUGUUGUCAUCAACUUGGUACGUGCAGACGUUAUCAGACUUAUUGGAACAACUUGUUGCGAGUCUGUUGACCUCAUUAACCUUGUUACAACUUGUUGAAUGAACUUGAUGAAAACAACUUGUUCCAGACUUGUCAACAACUGGGAACAAGCAAUGCGAACACAUCUUGUUGACAAGCUGUGAGAGUUUUUACGCGCGUAGGCCUCGACCACCAACGUCAUCAAUAUCUCUAGUAUGUAAUUUAAUCUCUUUUUAGAUCUUAGCCAAAUUUUCAAGCCUGUUAGUUUACUCCCGGCUAAAAGACCCUGGAUCACAAUCUCCGUACGGGUUUUACUUAUCACAUUCCUAUCAUCAAGUUUACUCUUCUUAUGCGAAGGUCUAAAGGUACGGCCAUACUACUUCGGGUCUUGUUGUUAAAUAUGACUACUGAACUAAAGUAAAUUUAUUUACACUGGAAAGCUCUAAAUGUUCCCUCUGUUCUUCCUAGAGGUCCAGUAAGGAACAUCUCUUCUUGAUCCAGUGUUACUACAGGAGGAAACCUAAGCUAAACUAACUUUAUUUAUACUGGAUAGCUCUAUCAGUUCUAAACUGUUCCUCCUAGAGGUCCAGUAAGGAUCAUCUCUUAUUGAUCCAGUGUUACUACAGGAGGAAACCUAAACUAAACUAACUUUAUUUAUACUGGAUAGCUCUAUCAGUUCUAAACUGUUCUUCCUAGAGGUCCAGUAUGGAAAAUCUCUUAAAAUUGAUCCAGUGUUACUACAGGAGAAAACCUAAACUAAACUAAUUUUAUUUAUACUGGAUAGCUCUAUCAGUUCUAAACUGUUCUUCCUAGAGGUCCAUUUUAAGCCACCUCUUAUCACUCUUCUUACAUGAAACUGAAGAACAGCAAUAUUCUUGUGUUUUUUUCCAGGGAAGUUAUGCGGGAUAUCUUUAUACGUUUGCUCUUAAAAGUAAAGUUCAUUUAACGAGUCGAGAAGGUGCUUUUUUGAGCGCUCUGUUUUGGGUACGUAACAAAUUUUACAGACACAACUUGAACGAUUAUUGUUUUUUGAACACAAAGGAUGCAUUGCGCCAUCAAUGACGUCAAAACACGAGCUUUAUUUUCCUAAUUCCAGGGCCAUUUUGCUGUGGGGCGUUUUAUAUCUAUACCUGUGGCAAUCUUUAUCAAACCUGACAAAAUGGUCUGCAUUAACUUGGUAAGUGGUUAAAAAUUACAACCUUGAAAUUGCAAGAACGAUGACGUAUUAGGUUAUUCCUUCAAUGGAAUUCUAUCCCAUUCUACUCGAUUCUGUUCCACUCAUUUAUAUUACUUUAAAACUCCAUUCGUUUCUAUUCAGCUCAAUUUAUUUUUCACCUAUUUUUACAACAUUUCAUCCUUCCUUACAAUUUCGAUUCAACUUGCAGAUGACAUCAACGAUUCAACUUGCAGAUUUCAUUGAAUUGUAUUCUAUUUCAUUAAUUCCAUUCCAUUGUGCUCUAUUCCAAUUCUUUCUAUUAUAUUAUAUUUUAUUUAUUUUAUUCCAUUCCAUUCUGAUCAUGCUUUGCUAUGCUAUUAUAUUUUUCUUUCCCACUUUAUUCCAUUCUAUUCUAUUCCACUUUCGCAUUCCGUUUCAUUCUAUUCUACUCUAGUCGAUUCUAAUAUCUUAUUUUGUUACAUGAGUUCAUUCCAUUAUAUUUCAGUACAUUUCUAUUUUAUUAUUGGAACACAUUUCACUAUACCAACGUCUGGUUGACACUAUCAAAGUUUCUGUGAUCACAGUAGGAAUUUUGCAUCGGAAAAUUCUACGUUUUGAAGGAUUUGUAAGAAAUGUUUGAUGAAACUCACGCCCGUAUUCUAAAAGCUCACUCACACUCAUACUCAAUGAGUGGAGGUUCAAUCUGAACUUCUAUUGAGUGUCAAUGCUGUUUUUGAAUAGCUGGAGGGCUAGUGUUGUACCUUACUAUGCGACUACUCACCCUCCAGCUAUUCAAAAACAGCACUGGCACUCAAGGGAAGCUCAGAUUGAACCUCCACUCAUUGAGUGUGAGUGAGCUUUUAGAAUACAGGAGUCAGUGUUAAACUCAUCACAGACAUCUCUGACAAAUCCUUCAAAACUUAGAAUUUACCAAUGCAAAAUUCCUACUGUGAUCACAGAAACUUUGAUAGUGUACACCAACCUUAAAAUUUCCAUUUUGCUAAACACCUAUGCCCCACGAAUCACAUACACUUUUUCUUUCCGCAACGACAGGUGGGAUGUUUAGUAUCAAUGUCAGUUGUUUUAUAUUUCCACGACAAAGCUCUUGCUAUCUACAUCGGCACAAGUCUGUUUGGAUUGUUUAUAAGCAGUGUCUUCCCAUCAACUUUGGCUUUGGCAGAGUUAUAUAUUAAUGUGACAGGUAGGUUUUCCCUUAGAAAAUACAUCCUAAAAUCUUUGAUGCUUUCUUUAAUGCUUUCCUGGCUUGGCCACAUUGCUGUGGAGAAUCUGAUUCCCUGGUACACGCGUAAAAAUCUCACAACUUGUCAACAAGAUGUGUUCGCACUGCUUGUUCCCAGUUGUUGACAAGUCUGUAACAAACUGUUAUCAUCUUGUAACAAGGUUGUCGAGACCAACAGACUCGCAACAAGUUGUUCCAACAAAUCUGAUAUCGUCUGCACGUAACAAGUUGUUAACAAGUUGAUGACAACAAGCUCGUAGCAACUUGUUGAGAACAGCCUGUAUUAGUCUUGUUUGAACAACUUGCAGCAAGUACGUCGCUGUCGUCAACCUUGUAACAAGAAGAUAACAACUUGCUCUAGACAGGGGCGUAGGAAGCUUCUCAAAGUUGGGGGGGCAGGCUUUGAGGGGCACUUUCCGAAUAAAAAAGGGCAUCUAAAAACUGGGGGAAGUCUCAAAAACUUUUUCCGGACAUACCAAAAAAAAUUUUUCCGGAUAUAUAACAUUUUUUUUCCUAAAUAUGAAAAAAAAUUUCCGGAUAUACCCAAAAAUUUUCCGGACAUAUCAUAUUUUUCCCGCAAAUGAAUAAAAUUUUCCGGAAAAUAACAUAAAUUCAAGUUUUCAAACUAGUGCACUUUGGGCAAAAAAAGGCAAUCCUUAAGGCAUUUUUCACGCAAGAAAAGGUCACUUUGCUCCCGGAAAAAGGGCACUUGGCAAAACUUGUGGGGGGGGGGUAGGCCCCCCGGUUCCUACGCCCCUGGUUCCUGACUUGUCACAACAACUGGGAACAAGCAGUGCGAACACAUCCUGAUAUCGGCUUCACAACAACCUUGUUGACAGCAAUCAACUUGUUUCCAGAUCUGUAACAACUUGCACAGACGUUUUUACAUGCGUAUUCUUUACGGAAAACUUUUUCCUGGUUUGGCUACCUUCGGGGAAUAUAUAUUUCUGAUUGCUAACUGAUGUUCUUACUUUACCUUUUUUCAGGUCCAGUUACGAGCGUGAUUGUGAUUGGCUCUGCCUCCGGAGAAAUGGUGAUCCCAAUGAUUGUCGGGAAG